Messenger RNA from Chilo suppressalis (striped riceborer), 576 nucleotides. Lineage: Eukaryota; Metazoa; Arthropoda; Insecta; Lepidoptera; Crambidae. The record is from the annotation of a GenBank genome assembly.
AUGGGGGCUCUGAGUAAAAUAAGAACUGCUUUUAAAAAAUAUCCACUUCUCCGUGGUAUGGCAUCUUAUAGUGUAAUUUGGCCAAUUUCAAGUCUUAUACAACAGUCUUUUGAAGGAAAAAAUAUAGACACAUAUGAUUGGUGGCGAAGUGCAAGAUAUGGUUUAUAUGGAUCUUGUUAUGUGGCUCCAACACUAUACAGCUGGUUGACAGUAGCCAAUGUCAUGUGGCCAGGGAAUACAGUAAAAGUUGGCUUAAUAAAAACCUUUGUCGAAACUUUAACAUAUACACCAUUGGCCAUGUGCAGUUUUUAUUUAAUAAUGAGUUUGUUGGAGAUGAAACCUUUUCAUGAAGCUGUUGCAGAAGUUAAAGCCAAGCUUUUGCCAACAUAUAAGGUUGGUGCUUCUGUAUGGCCUACUAUCGCUAUGAUAAACUUUUGUCUUAUUCCUCCAAGAAACAGAGUUCCUUUUAUUAGUAUAUGCAGCCUCAUAUGGACAUGUUUCUUGGCAUACAUGAAACAAAUAGAUAAAGAAAGGGUUAUUAUAGAAUCUCCUGUUAAACUUUUAAAAGUUAUAUGA